AUGCAUGUCCAAAGAAAAGAUCAAUCUUAAUUUAAAUUUGUUUCGUUCUCUCAUACUACAUACUUAUAUACUUAAACUUCCUUCCUUGUUUAAUUAUUUGUUGUUGGCACAUUACUAGUUAAUUAAUAUAUAUUAUAUACGUACGUAGUGCAUAUUUAGUAAAUGGAGAAGUUAAACAAGUGUGAGGCGAACUAUGCAGCUCUUACACCAAUAACCAUGUUGAAAAGAGCUUCUAUGUGUUAUGCAGACCGGACUUCCAUUAUCUAUGGUCAAGCCCGCUUCACUUGGAGAGACACUUAUGUUCGUUGUCGUCGCCUCGCCUCUUCCCUUAACUCUCUUGGUAUUGCCAAGAAUGAUGUGGUAUCAGUGUUAGCACCAAACAUACCAGCAUUAUACGAGAUGCACUUUGCAGUACCAAUGGCAGGAGGGGUACUAAACACCAUCAAUACUAUGCUCGAUGCCAACACUGUCAAGAAUAUCCUCUCCCAUUCUGAAGCCAAGAUUCUGUUUGUUGACUAUGAGUAUAUCUCUUUAGCUUGUAAAGCUAUGCGCCUUCUUAAAGCUGAAGCGAAUCCAUCAGUAGCCAUACCAUCUGUCAUCCUUAUCACUGAGAUUGGUUUUCCAAUGAAAGAUGAUGAUGGUAGUAGUAUCAAACAAGGUGAACUCAAAUAUGAGCAACUACUUAUGAGCAGCAACCGCGAUUUGGUGACAGAGUCUUCCCUCCCUUUGGUGGAUGUUGAUAUGCCCUUAAGCUACAAUCUUAAGCGUCAUCAUAGCAGUCUUUUGGAGUAUGAACAAUUGAUUUUAAUGGGGGAUCCUAAUUUUGUGCCUCCAAACUUGGUUGAUGAGUGGGAUCCAAUUGCUCUUAACUACACUUCUGGUACUACAUCUGCACCUAAAGGUGUGGUAUAUAGUCAUCGUGGGGCAUACCUUAGCACUUUGAGUAUGCUAUUAGGGUGGGAAAUGGGAACUGAACCUGUUUAUUUGUGGUCAUUACCCAUGUUUCAUUGCAAUGGGUGGACAUUCACAUGGGGUAUUGCGGCCCGAGGUGGGACUAAUGUGUGUAUCCGUAAGACUACUGCGUCCGAGAUCUAUCGGAGCAUUGCCCUACAUGGGGUUACACACAUGUGUUGCGCACCCGUUGUGUUCAACAUCAUUCGUGAGGCAAAGCCUGAAGAGCGAGUUCAGAUUAAGUCUCGGGUUCAAAUCUUAACAGGUGGUGCCCCACCUCCUGCAGCGUUACUGCAAGAGAUGGGGCAGCUAGGGUUUCACGUAGUACAUGCUUAUGGGCUUACUGAGGCCACGGGACCCGCCUUAGUAUGCGAGUGGCAAACCAAGUGGGACCCUUUACCACACGAGGAACAAGCCCGACUAAAGGCACGUCAAGGGGUCAGCGUAUUAAGCAUGGUGGAUGUUGAUGUCAAAGAUAUAAAAACACAAACAAGUGUGCCUCGUGAUGGGGAAACAAAGGGGGAAAUUGUACUUCGUGGUAGUGGUAUAAUGAAAGGAUACUUAAAGAAUGAGAAAGGAACAUCGGAGGCUUUUAAGGAUGGAUGGUUCCAUACGGGCGAUGUAGGUGUUAUCCAUCAAGAUGGGUAUGUAGAAAUUAAAGAUAGGUUGAAAGAUGUGAUUAUAUCCGGUGGGGAGAAUAUUAGUAGUUUGGAGGUGGAAACUGUGAUAUUCCGUCAUCCAAAGGUGUUGGAUGUAGCGGUCGUGGCAAUCCCCCAUCCGCGUUGGGGAGAAACUCCUUGCGCGUUUGUAGUGAAAAGGGUCAAAAAUGAAAACUGGACGGGACAAGAGAUCAUGGGACAUUGUAAGAGUAACCUUCCACAUUAUAUGGUACCUAAGAAGGUGAUAUUUGUAGCAGAGAUACCUAAGACAGCCACCGGAAAACCACAAAAGGACAUAUUGAGGGAUUUUGCAAAAAAGUGUAUCAACGAAUCAACCACGAAAAAGGAGCAUCAAACAGAUCAAUUAAUCACUAUGUCACGCUUAUAGUUCUAGAGUUUACACCGAGUUAAAGUUUCUAUUGAACCUCAGGUUAUGUUUCUUAAAGUGCUUUGUUUGUGUAGUCACAAUCUCAAGGUCGUAAGUAAUUAAUAAUGUGUAUGACUUUAAGUAGGCCUUGAGAUUAGAUUUGUUGUGGUUCAUAACCAACAUGUUCGAUCCUUUGGACUUAAUUCUAUUUUCAAUCUUGAAAUGGGUAUCAAGUUGGUCAAUUUGCAUCACCCAAUAU
Spinacia oleracea (spinach) is the source of this 2236-nucleotide messenger RNA. Its product is annotated as trans-cinnamate:CoA ligase, peroxisomal. NCBI's taxonomy places the organism in Eukaryota, Viridiplantae, Streptophyta, Magnoliopsida, Caryophyllales, Amaranthaceae. The coding region runs from base 163 to 1998 and encodes 611 amino acids. The record is from RefSeq and is a predicted model, not a curated record. The transcript is spliced from 2 exons.